AUGUCAUCAUCUUUGACUGAAGCCGAGACAGAGAAGUUCAGAACUUUGUUCAAUGUAUUUGAUAGGAGAGGAGAUGGAAAGAUUGAUAUGAUCGACUUGGCAAUGACAAUGACCUCUUUGGAGAAUUGGGGAGAGGUCGUCAGUGGCUUGUCUGCCACCACCCUUAUGAAAGAAGUCGACACCAACCAUGAUGGCUCAAUCGAGUUUGACGAGCUCCUCAAGGUGAUGGAGAAUGCCAAGCAGUCGGGCACCAACACCGGCUUUGCCAGCGUCGUCGAGAUGGUCGAGAGGGCCACCCUCCUCAGAGAUAACACUGUCAAGGAGGAUGUGAGGUUUGCCAUUAUCAACUGGAUCAACACUGUUUUGGCCAACGACACCGACCUUAAGGACAGGCUACCAGUCUCCACCGAGAGCGAUGCCUUUGUCACGGCCUGCCACGACGGUCUCCUUCUCUGCAAGCUUAUCAACAUCGUCGUGCCCAACACCAUUGAGGAGCGUGUCCUCAACAAGCAAGACCUGACCGACGUCAGAAUCAAAGAGAACAACGUGCUCUGUAUCUACUCUGCCCGCGCCAUCGGCUGUUGCGUCGAUGAAAUCAAAGCCACUGAUCUUAUUCAAGGUAAUUCUCAAGUAAUCUUGGGCCUUGCUUGGCAGAUCAUUCAGAUUGGUCUGUUUGAAAAGAUCAACUUGAUCAACCAUCCAGAGCUCCGCCGUUUGCUAAAGGAUGGUGAGACCAAUGAUGUAUUGCUCAGGUCCACUGAGGAUAUCUUGCUACGUUGGUUCAACUUCCACCUCCAUGCGGCCGGUCACUUGCGCAAGGUCAACAACUUCACUCACGACAUCAAGGACAGCGAGUGCUACACCAUCCUUUUGAAGCAAAUCGCACCAAAGGACGUCAAUCUCAACAAGACCCUUGAGCUCCUCCCCGAGCGCAGGGCUGAGCUCGUUCUGGAGAAUGCCGAGAAGAUCGGAUGCCGCCAAUUCCUUCGUCCCCGCGACAUUGUCAGUGGAAGCUUGAAGCUCAACCUUGCCUUUGUUGCCAACUUGUUCAACAAGUACCCAGCUCUCGAGCCCGUUGAUCAGGCAGCGAUCACCCCAGAGACUCGCCAGGAGAGGAUCUACCGCAACUGGAUGAACUCACUCAACACCAAGCCUGUCAUCAACAACCUCCACGAAGGUUGCCGCGAUGCUAUUGCACCGAUCAACAUUGUAGACCGUAUCUUCCCGGGCCUGGUUGACCAGAAGAAAGUGAGCUAUCCACCAUUCAGGAGCGAGGCCAAAAUGAUUGAGAACUGCGACUAUCUGAUCUCACUCACAAAGAUGGUGAAGUACUCGGUUAUAGGAUUAUUAGGCCCAGAUAUCUACAACAAGAACAUAUAUACACUAUUGUCAAUUGUCAUGCAAUUGAUGAGAUCGUAUUAUAUCGUUCCACUGAUGGAGGGAGUCAAGGUACCGAACGAAGAAGGUAUCCUGGAGAUGGUCAACCAGAAGUUGAAGGCCAAGAUCUCGGGCUUCAACGACACUGGUCUCUGCACUGGCCGUGCCCUACUGGAGCUUAUCGAGGCCAUCCGUCCUGGCUCCGUUGAUCAAUCGCUGGUGACCUCGUCGGGCAGCGCCGAGGACAACCUUCUCAACGCCAAGCUAGCCAUCUCCUGUGCCAGAAAGAUUGGCGCCAUUGUCUACGCCUUCCCAGAGGACAUUGUUGAGGUCAAGGCAAAGGUGAUGCUCACUAUCUUUGCAGGUGUGAUUGCCGUUGAAAGACGUAAUUAA
This is a messenger RNA of Acytostelium subglobosum LB1, 1770 nucleotides long. RefSeq lists its product as hypothetical. The transcript has 2 exons. Gene Ontology annotation, biological process: actin filament network formation; actin filament bundle assembly. Gene Ontology annotation, cellular component: actin filament bundle; actin filament; cytoplasm. Lineage: Eukaryota; Evosea; Eumycetozoa; Acytosteliales; Acytosteliaceae. Bases 1 to 1770 code for a protein of 589 amino acids. Gene Ontology annotation, molecular function: calcium ion binding; actin filament binding. The record is from RefSeq and is a predicted model, not a curated record.